AUAGCACAGAACAGAAGGCGCAACCAACACCCACAAGGAGAGGGCGCCCCUUUGAUGGCACCAUGGAUGGAGAUGUCACUGAGAUGCUGGAAGAUUUUGUCUCGGGGCCGCUGGUCACCUGGGUGCAAACCUUGGAGACUCUGACUUACUCGAGAUCUGGUCAGCCCCCUUCCCCCCAUAGGAAGAAGAGACAUGAGGGAGCACAAGAAUAUUUCAUCAAGCUGGUCAGUGGGGACACCCUCAUCCAUAUCAUGGAGAUAAUAGACCUGACUCCUGGGGGAGCGCAACCUCCGUGGAGUGAGCAAAACGACGAGGCACACAGCUUGCAAAUGCUCCAGGGCCUUCUGCAGCGGCUGCGCAGGUUCUACCAGAACGAUUUGCAACAACUGAUUCUUUCGUUGCCUCCUAAUUUACAUCUUCUGGCCCAAGAUCCUUUCACAGCACAGGCUGUUGGGGAGAUGAAGAAGCUGUUGCUGCUGUUGCUUGGGAGUGCUGUCCAGUGUGAAAGGCGAGAUGAGAUCAUUGGCCUAAUCCAGACCCUCGACAUCAGCACCCAGGCUGCCUUGGCUUCUUCCAUCCAAGAGGGGACUCAGGAGCCCAAGAACAUGGUGAGGCUGCAAUGGAGGAACUGGGACCCCUCCGAAACAGAACAUUUACUCCAAAACGUGGUGUCUCGGAUCAAGAGCUGGUGCACGAGCGAGACGCAGGGCUUGGAGAAAUUGUGGGAGCUGCAACAAGAACAGGAACGCCCCCUAGUCACCCCCCUGGACCGUCAACAUAUUGGGGUGCAGCUUGCUGAAUCUCGGGCCAGGUGCGGCGGUCUGCAGCACGAGCUGGAAGAGAAGAUGGAGGAGCUGUUAGAUCAAGAGGAUGAACGGAAGGAUUUGGAGGGGCAGCUUCAAAAGAUGCGGCAGGAGAACCGGGCACUGGUAGGCGAGGCCCGCCUGGCUGGGCUGUACCGGGAUGAGCUGGACGCCUUGCGGGAAAAGGCCUUGCGGACAGAGCGGCUUCAGGCAGAGCUGGCAGCCCUGAGGGAGCGGCUGCCUGCCUUGGAGCAGUGCCGUGUCCAGCUGAAGGAGGAGCGUGAGUUUUCCCAGGCCUUGCUGGAGACAAAGGCCAUGAUGGAAGGACAGCUGGAGGCUGCUCGCGCCCGGGGGAAGCACCUGAGCCAGAUGGAGAAGGAGAAGUUGCAUCUGCAAAGCUACCUGAACGAGGCCCAAGAGGAACGGGACCAGCUCUACCAGCAGACAGAGGAGCUUCUAAGAGAAAAUAUGGCUCUUGAGAGGCAGCUGAGGCGAAGUUUAGCAGAGCCCAUCAACAUUCUCUGUGCGGAAGAACUAGAAGGUGGCUGGGCCCCAGGUAGUGAGUGUGGCCGUGCCUUUCCAUUUUCUAGCAAGAUCCUCAGAGUCAUUCUAGAGGCAGACAUGUAUCCCCUCCCUUCAUCUGCUUAUCUAGAUCCUUCCGAAAGGCCUGUUCUCUUGAGUGAUGAGGUGAAAGAGGACAUCGGUCGGUUGCUGACCCUGGAGAGGGAGAACCAGGAUCUGCGCAGGAGGCUUCAGCAGGCCCUGGAGGAUCCCAGCAAGUCUAUGAGUUUGGAACCAAAGAACACAUUCCUUGAUGGAGAGCUAAAAGCGCUGCAAAGCGAGGUGCGGUCAGAGGCAAGCGAGCAGGCCUCAGACCCCGGAGGACAUUUGCCAGAGGCCCAGAAGCGGCGAGAGAGCGAGGCCUUGGCCCCAGAAAGGCGGGAAAGCCAGGGCCCAAAGCAAGAGACCGAGGCUCUGGUGUCAGGGAUGGAGGCGGCCUUGUCGGAAGCUCGGACUUUGCUGAGGGAGGCCGAAAAGCUGCGGGAAGCAGAGUCCCAGCGUGCGUCGGGCUUGGAAGAGAGGCUGAGGAGCCUGCAGGAGGCCCAUGCCGACAUCUUGGAGAAGCGAGAGCGAGAGCGUGAGGGGUGGCGCUCGGAGACGGAGCGCCUGGUGGAGGAGGCCCAGGCCCUGGAGCGAGAGCAGGAAGCGCUGCGGGCCGGAUCCCAGGCCUUGCAGGCCGCAGCCACCCAAGCCGAGCUGGAGCUGAGGGAAGCCCGGCAGAGCCUCCAAGGCGAGCGUCUGCAGGGGGCCCAGCUGGCCCAGAAGGCCCGGCAGGCGGCGGAGGACUUGGGCGAGGCCCAGCGGGAGCUGGAGGCCCUGCAGCGCAGCCUGGAGCAGCACAAGGUGACUUUGGCUCAGGCGGAGGCCGAGAAGGCGGCUCUGGAGGAAAUGCUGAGCCAGGCCGAGAACCUGCGGCGGCAGCUGGAUAAAGACAACCGGCGCCUGAAGGCCCAGGCCCAGGCCCAGGAGGAGGCCCUGGCGGCUCAGAGCUUGCGCCUCGUCCACCUCGAGGCCCAGAGCCGUCAGCUGGCGUCGGAGGUCAGCAGCCUGAGGGAGGCCGCCCAGCGUCUCGGGGAGCUGGAGCAGAUGGAAGCAAACCUGAGGAAGGAUAUGGACGCCAAGCAAAAGGCUUCGGCCCUCCUGGAGGAGGAGCUCCAGAGAGAGAAGGCAAAGGGGAAGGAGAGGGAAGCUGUCUUGGCUCAGCUGAAGGAGCAGCUGCUGAAGAAGGAAGAGAGCCCACAGGCUGGGAUGCAAAGCAGGCAGCAGCACUACAGUGAGGAAAACCAAAAGAGCUCUACUACCGGUAAUGGGAAGAUGAUGGAAACUGGAGGAGGAAAACAGCGCACUCAAGAGGCAGCAAAGAGUGGCUUUAUUGUUCCUUUGGAGGAGCCAUCUGUGACCCAGGAGGGACAGAGUGAACAUAACCCAGGCCUGUUGCCACUCCAGGCUAAUGCCAGAAACGAGGCCCUGAGUGCAAGACUCAUUGAAGUGGAACGCAAGAACGCCGUUCUGCAGGCCGAGAAAUCGGCGCUAACUGAUCGUCUCACCCAGCUGGACUCGCAAGUCAGCAGUCUGCAGGUGGCGCUGCUGGGGCUGCAGGGCCAAAGCUCCGAUGUGAAGGAGGAAAGUCCCUGCCCCAAGGAGCUUACAAUGCGUCUGUGUCUCGCUCUCAUAUCCCUGCUGCAAUCCUGGCAGGUGGAGGCAGCAUCUCUGCAUUCCCAGAAGACACUACUGGAAUCCCAGCUCCUGGAGCUGCGGCAGAGGCUGUCCAUCCUGGAGGCAGAAGCCCGGGGUGCCCAGCAGGAGAGGGAGGAGUGGCGGGGGCGCUAUGAUGCCCUCCUGCGUGAUCACGACCGCCUGACGGUGCUGCACGAGAGGCAGGGAUCUGACCUGGAGGGGUUGCUGGGGAAACAUGCCAGCCUCAAGGGGGCGCUGCGUAGCCUGGAGCAAGAACACCGUGACCUGCAGGGCAGGCACAGCGAGCUGCUGGGGCAGAAAACUGGCCUUGAGCAGCGGGAGGAAGCACUUCGGGGGCAAAAGGAGCGGCUGGAGGAAGCCGAGCGACAGCACAGGGAGCUGGCAGCACUGCAUAGCCACCUCAAGGAGGAGCAUGAGCGGGUGAAGCAGGCAUUGGGCCAGACAGAACGUGAACGGGACGACCUCCAGGGGGAGCUCCAAGGAAUGAAGAACCGGGUGACCAGCCUACAGCUGGAGCAUGCUAGGCUGGAGGCUGAGAGCAACGCCCUGAAGGAGCAGAACCAGCAACUGGACACUGCGCUGGGGCGCCUGAGCACCCAGUGUGAACUGCUGGCCCAGCUGAAAGGGAACCAGGAGGAGGAGAACCGACACCUUCUUCAAGAGAUUCAGGUGCUAAGCAGGGAGAACAGACGCCUGCUGGAGCACAGCAUGGAGAGCCGGGAGCAUUACCAAGAGGAGCAGCGCCAGUACCUAGACAAACUGGGUGAGCUUCGUCGGGAGAAGCAGAAGCUGGUGGAGAAGAUCAUGGACCAGUACCGGGUGCUGGAGCCAGCACUUCCUCGUGGCAAGAAGAGUAACUGGAUUGCUGAGAAAAUACGGAAGCUGGUGAAACACCGCCGGGAAGCCCCCCAUGAGCAGCUGCGCCCCAUGGCUGAGGGGGCCGGGAGCAGCGAGAGCCUAACAGGGCAGGAAGGACGUGGGGCUGAUGGGACAGUUUCCAGCAUCCCCAGCUCACCAGCCCCUCUCCGCAAAGCAAGCAGCACCCUCAGUGUUUUGGAUGGCCAACAGACGCCCUUCCGCCGCCAUAGGCUGAGCUCACGGCUGCCUGCGGUGGAAUGCCCAGGAGAAGAGCAGGACACCCCUCGCCAGCGCUUCCGCCAGCGCCGCAUUGGAAUGCUGGGGGGUUCCUUCGAAGAAGCUGCGGCAGAGUGGGAAGUUCCAAGCCAGACUUCCAAGAGCGACAAAGAGAGAGGACCACCACUGGGUGAGGAGGAACAAACCCCUGAGCGUCCAUCGUGAUGUUGUGGAGGAAGAGGGCUCACCCUCUCAGAUUCUCCAAACCUGAACUGAUGUGAACAUCCUAUUGGAACGAUGGGGAGGCAUUAAACGAAUGCAAAGCACAGAGUGUCAUUUGGAUGGGUGCACAUAUGUAUGUAUGAAGGGUGAUGGGCCUGAAUUGUUGCAGUUAAGUAAUGUAUUUAAAAAUAAAGUUUAUGGUUAUUUAUCAA
Messenger RNA from Lacerta agilis (Sand lizard), 4570 nucleotides. RefSeq names its product coiled-coil domain containing 88B (gene CCDC88B). The record is from RefSeq and is a predicted model, not a curated record. Gene Ontology annotation, molecular function: microtubule binding; dynein light intermediate chain binding. Gene Ontology annotation, cellular component: cytoplasm; centrosome. NCBI's taxonomy places the organism in Eukaryota, Metazoa, Chordata, Lepidosauria, Squamata, Lacertidae. Gene Ontology annotation, biological process: cytoplasmic microtubule organization; cytoskeleton-dependent intracellular transport.